AUGCAGAUGAAGACCCGGCGGAAAGAACUCAUGGAAAAGGCCUCCAAAAUCAAAUCCCUCGAUAACUCUCCUGUCAACGAACGGCAAUUGCUUGUCCUCCGCAUGAUUUAUGAUGAAAUUACCAUGUACCCCUGCGAAGCAUGGAUGGUGUUGGUCGCCAUCAUCAUUCAUCGAGCGUAUAAGCAGGUCAAGAACUGGUUCUCGAACGAGAGGCAGAAGAACAAGCCAAUGAAAGACACGAUCAAUACCGUCCCCUGCGAAACAGAGGAAGGGGACAAAGUCCGCAUGCGCAAUACGGCUUUGUCGGUUUGUCAAGAAUGGUCCGACUCGUUUUUCGAAGAGGUCGCAAUGAUCUACAACUAUCGAGUGCAGCGCAACUCCCACUUUAGAGAGGAAGUCAUCAGAAGGCCGCCCACCAUUUCUGAUCUCCACGCUUGA
This is a messenger RNA of Cyclocybe aegerita, 438 nucleotides long. Lineage: Eukaryota; Fungi; Basidiomycota; Agaricomycetes; Agaricales; Hemipholiotaceae. The record is from the annotation of a GenBank genome assembly.